Molecule: messenger RNA, 1634 nt
Organism: Medioppia subpectinata
Lineage: Eukaryota; Metazoa; Arthropoda; Arachnida; Sarcoptiformes; Oppiidae
Source: the annotation of a GenBank genome assembly
CCACCCCUGGCUUUGGCUGUUGUUGUGAUUACAUAACCAGAGCUUACGAUUAGUGCCAUAAGUAUUGUCACCAAAAAUAGGUCUACAAAAAGAAAGCAAUAAAUCAAUCAAUCAAUCAAUGCAUGAGAUGUUGGGAUCAAAUGAUUGCCACAAAUAGUAUUCACAACACAUAUAAGGAGUGAAAGACAACGACAACAACACAAAGAAGUGAUUGACUCGCGAAGAAUACAAUGUCGUCGACACCACCGACUGGGACCACAUCCGCGUCGGACACCAGUUAUCAAGAGUUUGUGGACAAUCGCGGUGUGGAUGGCGUCGGCAUUGUGUCCACCGAAGGCGAGAAACUGUUGAACGCGUUGAGAAAAAUACAGACAAAACUAUACCAACGAAGACCAACGGCUGGCCAAUCGGUGGUCCGCGAAGUGAUCGUCAAUCGCCAGUCCAAUGGCCACCACUCGAUGGUCGCAGACAGUAGUGAUCGACACGUGUGUCCGCACAGGACUUCGUGCGCCAAUUGCUCGGCCAUUGAUUGCUGUAAUCGAUCAGCUGUUGGCAGCGGCGGCGGUGGUGAUGAUCACCACUACUUCAACGGUCACCACCGCUCGGAUCUCGACACUCGGUUCGAUGAUAAUCGGGGCGCGGAUUUGAUGGACACGCGGCUGCGGCUGAUUGAGUCACAGCUGAAGACCAUAUCGUUGCAGUUGACGGCCAAAAAUGGUGACACCAGUAAUGGUAAGCGUGCGGUGAAUGGCGAUCACCGCCCGACCAAUAGUGGUCGACCAUCGCCUACGAGAAGUGGUCGCACAACUGGUGGCCGUCAAUCGCCCGCCAAAAGGCCACAAGUAUUGAGUGCCAGUAUUGAUGAUAAUCUCGACGGACACGGAUCUGAUGACAGAUACGAGGCGUCUAUAGACGCCGUGAGAGACUUGUUUAGACAAACGAAUGGCACGACUGGCCGCCCGGUGCCGAAGAGUCGCUCGUUGGACGCCAUUAACCCGAAGCCGUCGUCGGGCGGCGGCGGCCGUCACUUUCACCUACAGUUAAAAGACAUACCAUUCCUGUUGGGAACGAGCGCAAACAGUCAUUCAGUGAUAGCCAACCGACAGUUGGAGAUAUCGCGCCUCAAACGGCACAACCCGUUGUGCCGACACAACGACCACAACAUACCGGUGCGCAAGAUAUUUGACGAACGGAUCCGACAGCAAGUGUUGGACACAGAGAUCAAAGAGUUGUUGUUUGACUUACAGGAAGAGCACGACUAUAUUUGCGAAGAAAUACAAUACUUAAGCCAACAAUUGGAUCAAAUGAGUGGCGAUGAGGGGGACGGCGACGACGAGCGUCGGGUGCGCUUCAAUCGCGACCUGUAUUUCCUUUCGCGCCGUAUUUUAGCCAAAAAACGACAGAUCAAUGAAUUACAGGAAAUGCACUCAACGCUGACGAGGAAUGCGCCCAAAACUAGCGGCGCUGUCAACGGCGCCACUACUGCCGCCACACCCGCUGCCAAAACAAGGACCGGCCAAACGUCCGGUCACUCAAAGCACGUGAUGUUUGCCGAUAAUAAUCGGGUAAACCAUAAACACAAACAGAAAGCCGUUCAAAACGGUGGCGACGAUUGGUGUCCGCAAUGGAAAUGA